AUGGGUCUCUCUGAAAUUAGGUUGGAUUUUGUAUUUCUGCCAAAUAAUAUAUCUCCUAGCGCGAGCGCCUGCUUGAAUCUACUUCUUACUCAAAUGGAUAUACCAGAGAAAUACAAGUAUCUGUUCAAGUUUUUGAUUAUUGGAGCUUCAGGCUCUGGAAAAACAUGCAUUUUACGAAGAUAUACUGAAGGAAAAUUUAUACCCAAUAUGCCUCAUACAAUUGGAGCAGAAUUUGGCAGUAAGAUCAUAAAUAUAGAUGGGACAACUGUUAAAAUCCAGAUAUGGGAUACUGCAGGUCAGGAGCGUUUUCGAUCAGUGGCUCGUUCAUAUUACCAUGAUGCUGUUGGAGCACUGCUAGUCUAUGAUAUUACUAGUAGAGAUUCGUUUAAUGAACUAGCCUCUUGGUUGUCCGAUGCACGAACUCUUGCUUCGCCUGAUAUCAUGAUUGUACUAGUUGGAAAUAAAAAAGAUUUACAGGAUAGUGAUGGACAUGUAACUAAUUGGGAGGCUAGUGCAUUUGCUCAAGAUAAUGAUCUUCAUUUCUUAGAGACAUCAGCACUUACUGGUGAAAAUGUUGAAGAAGCUUUUAUUCAAUGUGUUCGUAAACUUGUUUUUAAAAUUAGAAAUGGUGAAUUAGAUCCAGAUCGUUUAAAAUGUAAUCGACACUCAUCUAGUUUAACAUUUAUGGAACAUUCAAAAUUUAAUUCUAUCCCAAAAGUUCAUGUACAAAAUAAUGAUUCAACACUUUCAUAUGAAUGUAAUUGUUGA
Molecule: messenger RNA, 768 nt
Organism: Schistosoma guineensis
Lineage: Eukaryota; Metazoa; Platyhelminthes; Trematoda; Strigeidida; Schistosomatidae
Source: the annotation of a GenBank genome assembly